ACGGUCUUCGUCGGGAACCUGCCCUUCGCCGCCACCGAGGCGCCGCUCUGCGACCUCUUCUUCCCCGGCGGCGAGGGCGCGGAGCACGAGGAGACGGACGUGGAAGUCAAGCGCGACGUCGAGUCGGGCAAGAGCCGCGGCUUCGCUGUAGUGACGCUGCCGGACGCGGACGCCUGCCUGGCCUUCGUGGACAAGUGGGCCGACGCCGACUUCGAGGGCCGGAAGCUCGUCGUCCGCCUC
Aureococcus anophagefferens is the source of this 240-nucleotide messenger RNA. RefSeq lists its product as hypothetical. Gene Ontology annotation, molecular function: RNA binding. The annotation marks the transcript as partial. The record is from RefSeq and is a predicted model, not a curated record. NCBI's taxonomy places the organism in Eukaryota, Pelagophyceae, Pelagomonadales, Pelagomonadaceae. The transcript has a single exon.